Elaeis guineensis (African oil palm) is the source of this 1160-nucleotide messenger RNA. RefSeq lists its product as uncharacterized. NCBI's taxonomy places the organism in Eukaryota, Viridiplantae, Streptophyta, Magnoliopsida, Arecales, Arecaceae. The record is from RefSeq and is a predicted model, not a curated record.
CCAUCCUUGGCCACACAAACCUGGAUCAAAGAAUUCAUUUCCUAGCAGCGCAGCAAUGGAGGCAUCCUGUUUCCUCAUCUCCAAAUCCUUCAACAAAACCCUAGACCUGGUUCCAUCCCUCAAGCCCAAACUACCCAUCUUCCAUAAGAAAAGGUACAGCCAACGGCUCCAUGGAACUGGUGGGGGCCAUUCUUCUGUCUCAACCUGUUGCAAUCUGCAAGCACAAUCACCGGACGACAAUGCCGAGCCAUUACUGAAAUCAGACUGGCGAUCCUUUCGAGCAAGGCUAGUUGCUGGUGAACAUGCAUCACUUGAUUCUGAUACUGUAGAUCAAAGGCCAUCACCUACAACACUUGGUGACAAAUGGGCUCACCCCCUCCAUGAACCUGAGAAGGGGUGCCUCCUCAUUGCCACCGAGAAGCUCAACGGUGUUCACAUCUUUGAACAGACCGUUAUACUACUUCUCUCGACCGGCCCAUUGGGGCCGACCGGCAUCAUACUGAACCGGCCGUCCCUUAUGUCCAUCAAGGAGACCCAGUGGACAAAUAUGGACAUCGACCAGAUGUUCUCGGACCGGCCCUUGUUCUUCGGUGGGCCAUUGGAGGAGAGCCUUUUCUUGGUGGGCCCCCAAAGGGAGGAUGAUGGGGUAGGGAGGAGUGGAGUGUUUGAGGAAGUGAUGAAGGGGUUGUACUAUGGGACUAAGGAGAGUCUGGGAUGUGCUGCUGAGAUGGUCAAGAGGAAUGCAGUUGGGAUGGGAGACUUCAGGUUCUUUGAUGGGUACUGUGGGUGGGAGAAGGAGCAGUUGAAGGAAGAGAUAAGAGCUGGAUUUUGGAGGGUGGUGGCUUGCAGCCCAAAUGUUAUUGGGCUUGCCAGUGUUGGAAAUGUUGGACUAUGGGAGAAUGUAUUGGGCCUUGUUGGGGAAAGGAAGGUGUGGUGACCUAACUAAAAGAAGGCAAAGAGAAGAGUAGCUCUAAGCAUUUAAUUGUCUUUUGAGUAAUUCUUGAAAUGGAGGGGCCCUGGUCCAUUUAUCUGUUUACCUAACAUGGGGUCAAAUGAGACUCUUCACCACCUCACUGGAUGUAGUUCAUGUAUUCUUUUCAUUUGGUUAUUGUUAGAUUCCUAUGAUUGGCCGCCAAUUAAUAAAUCUAAUAUGUCAGGUA